Molecule: messenger RNA, 3717 nt
Organism: Piliocolobus tephrosceles (Ugandan red Colobus)
Lineage: Eukaryota; Metazoa; Chordata; Mammalia; Primates; Cercopithecidae
Biological process (GO): synaptic transmission, glutamatergic; presynaptic dense core vesicle exocytosis; synaptic vesicle priming
Cellular component (GO): terminal bouton; neuromuscular junction; presynaptic membrane
Molecular function (GO): calmodulin binding; diacylglycerol binding; syntaxin-1 binding
Source: RefSeq, a predicted model, not a curated record
AGGAGCUAAAAUUUCCAGAGCUAGUCCUACAGCGAGGGGAGCUAACGUGGAGUGGGCAUGAGAAUUCUAUACAACAAGCACAAGUGAAGCUCAACCUUUUUGUUCAUCCUGCUACAACCAAUCAUUAUGGGAGAGGGGAAUAAGGAUCACUGCCCAAGGGGCAUUACAGUCUCCCCAGGGACGCACUCUUUUUUUUUUUUUUUUUGAGACGGAGUUUCGUUCUUGCUGCGAAAUCUCAGGUCACUCAAACCUCCGCCUCCCGAGUUCAAGCGAUUUUCCUGCCUCAGCUUCCCAAGCAGCUGGGAUUAUAGGCAUGGGCCACCACGCCCGGCUAAUAGGGAGGCACUUUUCAUUAGCCCACAAGUCCAGCUGAACUUGACGGAGCGAGGAAGUGACCUGGGAGUACAGAACAGGAUGGGAUCCUUCCGGACUUGGGCAGCCUUUGGUAAGUGGGCAUGCUUGGAAGGGUCAGGGUCUCAGGCCUGGAGGUGACCAAUUUUUCUCUCCGAAAAAGAAAGGAAGAUGAUUAAAAAAAAAAAUCCAUGCUCCAAAGCAGCAGCCAAAUCCUUCUGUGUCCCCCAGUGCACCACCCAGAACGGGGCUCCAGAUUCUCCUGCAAAAGGCCAACUCUACUUCCCGGCUCCCACUUCCCCUCCUUCCCCACAGGAGGGUGGCGAAGGAUUUAUAACCCACCUCUUUCUUUCAGUUGCCAUGGAGACAAGCCCCAGUCCUUUCAUUCCUUCUGGUACCUCUCUCUCCAACGCAGCCGGAAAGGAGGCGGCUUAGCCCAAACAUGCUGGGGGAGGGGCUGCGACCUCGACGGCAGCUGCGGAACCAGGCCGAGGGACAAAGGCUAAGCUAAGGUCAGCCGCGUCAAGCCCUUUCAUCUGCCGACGACCAGUGGCCAGACGCUGCGGGAGCACUGCUGGGCUGGAGGAGGGCUCGAGCUACUAGGACGGCACGGAGCAGCGGGGUGGGACUUGGGGUCGCCUCAGGAGAGUUCCGCGGCCCGGGACGGGCAGAGGCAUGCACCGGGCGGGGGCCAGAUGGCUGGGGUGGAUGAGGAGGCACGGGCCCUUCCACCCACGCGUCCACUGGGCGGCGCCACCAUCUCUCUCUUCUGGACUACAUCGCCUUCUCCUCCUCCGCGGAACCAGCAUCCCACUCCUCCACCAGCCUCUCCCCGCCCCUGUCACGGGAGCCUCUCAUUGGACGGGGGCAUGGUCAAUCCUCCUCGAAUUAGGGAGUCGAUUGGACGCGAGGCCUUCGGGCCGCCCCCAGCCUCGUCGGAUUGGCUUCCUGCGCGUUGGCGCAACGGAAGAGGCGGCCGGCCCAGGGCGCGCCUCUGCCCCGGCUGGACUGCCGCGGAGGAGGGGAGGAGUUCGACGCUGGGGGGCUUGCUCGGGCGGCAGCGGUGGCUGCUGCGGAUGGGAGCGGGCCGGCUCGGCGCGCCCAUGGAGCGCCACGGCAGGGCCUCCGCCACCUCCGUCUCGUCGGGUGGGGAGCAGGCGGCCGGAGGCCCCGAAGGGCGGCGGCAGGAGCCACUGCGGCGCCGGGCGAGCAGCGCGUCGGUACCCGCUGUCGGGGCGUCAGCGGAGGGCGCGAGGCGGGACCGACUGGGCUCCUACAGCGGCCCCACCUCGGUCUCCCGCCAGCGCGUCGAAAGCCUGAGGAAAAAGCGGCCGCGUCUUUCCUCCAAAGAUGCCGUGGGUCAGAUAUCUGUUCACGUGGACAUCACAACCACCCAAGGAACGGGCGAUCAUAAAGUCACUGUAAAAGUGAUUGCCAUUAAUGACCUCUACUGGCAGACCACAGCAAUGUUCCGCCCCUUUGUGGAAGCUUGUAUACUGGGACCAAACCUUGGCGACAAGAGGAGAAAACAAGGCACAAAAACAAAAAGCAACAUGUGGUCGUCACCAGAGUACAAUGAAACGUUUCAGUUCAUUCUGGGAAAGGAAAAUCGACCAGGGGCUUAUGAACUUCAUCUCUCAGUUAAGGAUUACUGCUUUGCCAGAGAAGAUCGAAUUAUCGGAAUGACAGUCAUUCAGCUACAGAACAUAGCAGAAAAGGGAAGCUAUGGGGCAUGGUAUCCUCUUCUGAAAAAUAUCUCUAUGGAUGAAACUGGUUUGACUAUCCUUAGAAUACUCUCUCAGAGGACCAGUGAUGAUGUGGCUAAAGAAUUUGUAAGACUUAAAUCGGAAACAAGAUCUACUGAAGAGAGUGCUUGAAACAAACACAGCAAGCUAAAUUCAUAACUAUAAUUGUAUGACUACUGCAUGCAUGUGCAUAUACGUGGGAAUGUUUAUUUCACUACAUUUCAAUGUUUGCCAGUACUCAUGUACGAUGUCUACAAGGUAUGUAAAAAAACUUGCUGAACUUUUAUACCAAUUCUGGUCUUUGGGAAAUAAGUAUUCCAAUGAAGUGCCAAAAUUAUGAUGUAAAGUGAAAUAUCAAGAACACCUUUUCACAUGUUUGUUUACCUAUUUCACAUUCACUAAACAUAAUUUUAAAAACUAGUCUUUUGGGUUUGCCCAUCAGUUGUCUUUGUUAAAUUAGUUUAUAUUGCCCAUAGAUCAGAAAACAUUUAUUACUCAAUUUCCAUUUUAUUUACUUACCUCAUUAUAGAUGUCUUACAAAUACCCUUUUCUACCAUAACUAGAAAUGCAGUCAGUCACUUCUAGAAAGCAUUUGUAAUUUUAUAUUUGCAGAUAUAUUGUGAUUUUUUGCAUACAAAUUAAAAUAGAAAAGGUGGGAAAUAUUUUCUGCCGACCGGCUUCCAACCUUUCUGAAAUAUCACUGUGAAGAAAUGCUGUUAAAGCAGACUUACACAAAGCAAUGCUAGAGUUUGUUAACAACGUUUGAUAUAUAUUGACAAAAAACUUUGUUCUUUAAAACUGCCAAGGUCACAUCACAUUUGUAAAAAUGGUAAGUUAAUGCAUUUGUCAUAUACUGUUAUGUCUUGGUUUUACCAUAUUUCAUUCUUUAAAAAGUCAUUGGGUUAAUGGUUUAGAAAUGGGAUGGAAGGUUCAUUGAAAAAUACCUGUAAGUAACUAUCUUGUUAAUAUCUUCCAUCUGACAGUUAUGACUCUAUAAUCAGUUCAGUGCUUUCUUUUUAAAAAUAUUCAAUGAUUAGUUUUGAAUGCAAUAUUAUUAUAUAUUGUACUGAUGCCAAAAGUCAUGCUUUCAUCCAUUUAGUGAAAAAAUAGUAAAAUUAAGUCAGAAGAAAUUGCUUACAAUUUCGUAAUUUGUAUUUAUAAGCCCCAAAUGUAUCAAAUGCAGUAGGAGAACAAUGUAAUACAGCUUGGUACCUAAAUAUAGCUAAGUUGGUUUCUGAAUAUAAAAGUUUAUGAAUAUUUGCAUUUUCUGUUUUAUGAUUUGACUUUUUAGAGUCUAUGCCAAAAUAUAUGGCUGUAAAACGGUACUUUGUAAUUAUAACUUAUGGUCAUAACUGUUAGUGGACUACUUACAGAAGCAAGAGCCUGUUAUAAUGACUGUACUUUGUGAACAGGCUGAUCUAAUAUGUUAAGUACAGAAGUGCUUAGUAUCAUGACUGUCAGAACCAUUCUGCUGUGUGUGGAAUCACAGACCAGUGAGGUUGGCUAAUUCAUGUUAAACUGUUAGGCCAUUGCUUUGUUAAUGACUUCUCUAAAUGCAUAGUGUGAUGCGAUCCUCUGGCAUAUGCUUUAAUAAAUGGAUAUAUAUUGAGCACAUGCAGCA